AUGAAAGAUUAAAAAAUGGAAACCAACGUAUUUCAUGUCAUACUCUGCGUCACUUCUGCUUGGACUCGUAAAUCCACAUCUCUCUGCUUUGGUCACUUCAACUCGUAUCCAAUCCUUUCUUUAAUUCAUUAUUUAUUGCUGGAAGUAUCCCUUCAGCUCUCAGCACCUGAUGAAGAUGUGCCAUUAUCUCUGGAGGAACUAGGAAGAGCUUCCCUUCUGCAGAUAUUGCCAGAGGUGCUGGGUGUGGAAAGAGGGGAUGUUCUCAGGAAAGCAGACUCAAGAACCAACAUUUUUAACCCAAGAGGAAAUUUGGGAAAGGCUUCCUCUGGACAAGAUCUUAACAUUUUACUGAGUCAUCUUUUGGCCAGAACCAGGAAACCAUACAAGAAACGUGAGACUCCUGAUUGCUUCUGGAAAUACUGUGUCUGAAGUGAAAUCAGCAUCUAUUAGUCAGCUCAGAAACACCCACCUUAGAACAUGAAAGAUAAAACAAUGCUUGAUUUGAAAACAGUGUGGAGAAAAACCAGGCAAACUAUCCCGUUCAUUUUCACCUGGAAAAUAAAUCCUCUAUGUUUUGCA
This is a messenger RNA of Callithrix jacchus (white-tufted-ear marmoset), 579 nucleotides long. RefSeq names its product urotensin 2 (gene UTS2). Lineage: Eukaryota; Metazoa; Chordata; Mammalia; Primates; Cebidae. The record is from RefSeq and is a predicted model, not a curated record. Gene Ontology annotation, biological process: regulation of blood pressure; blood vessel diameter maintenance. Gene Ontology annotation, cellular component: extracellular region. Gene Ontology annotation, molecular function: hormone activity.